AACUUAACACAAUGACAGAAAUGUUCUAAAAAAACUAGUUCAACAAGAAACGUACGGUAGUGUAACGGUAGACUGGAAUUCUGACAGUGACAGCUCAGGUCCCUUAUUGGACCUUUUUUCGCUUUUUAUUAAGUUAUAGUUUUAGUAAUUUUAACAGAUAUUUGCGCGAAAGAGCGCAAAAGGCUGUGUUCUAUUUAUUAUGGGAAUUUUAAGUACCAGUCUAGGAAUUGGAGCUACGUGUGGAGGUUUAUAUGCACUACGACGAUGGAGAGAAAAUCAAUGGGAAUCAUGUAAAACAAAUCGAAGACUUGAUGGCCAAGUGGCCGUCAUAACAGGUGCCACUUCAGGAUUAGGGAAAGUUUUGGCUGAAGAUCUAGUAAAUAGAGGAGCAGUUGUUGUAUUAGCUUGUCGUAAUACUACAGCAGCCAAGGAAGUGGCUGCCGAGAUAAAACAACAAUGUCCUGGAGCUCUACUUGAUGUUGUAGAACUGGAUCUGAGCUCACUUGAGUCUGUUAGGAAGUGUGCAAAUAUUCUUCUUGAAAGAUAUACUCAAAUCAACAUUCUUGUUUGUAAUGCUGGUGUGUCUAUCCCUCCAAAAAUGGGGAUUAAAACUGUUGAAGGCUAUGAAAUUAACUUUGGAGUGAACCAUCUUGGUCACUUCCUAUUAACGAAUCUAUUGGUGGACAGGUUAAUAGCUUCAGCUCCAAGCAGGAUCGUGAUUGUAUCAUCAAAGUUACACGAACAAGGAUCAAUGGAUUGGGAAGGUUUUGAGGGUACUAAAGAGUUUGAAGGAGGAAAACGGGGUCCUAAUGCUGCCUAUUGCAGCUCAAAAUUAGCCAACGUGUACUUCGGAAUAAAGCUCGCUGAGAAACUUGAAAAUCGAGGAGUGAAUGUAUACACAGUGUGCCCAGGCUGGAAUUACACUAAGCUUUUUCGCUAUUCCUCUGUUCCAUUUUAUUCGUGGAUUGCCAUCAUACCGAUUGCGUUUUGGUUUAUGAAACCUGCAAGGAUUGGAGUUCAAACUCUUAUACACUGCGCAGUAUCCGAAGAUACGGAGAAUGAAACGGGACUUUUCUAUCGUGACUGUAAGGUUUAUCAAACUCAAGCUAACUUAAAGCCCAAGGCGAUUAAUGAACUAUGGGAGCUAAGCUGUAAAUUAUGUAAAGUCGAAUGGUAUUAACGCUCAGUUCAAUACACUUAUUAGUAAUGUGACAUAA
Molecule: messenger RNA, 1217 nt
Organism: Daphnia carinata
Lineage: Eukaryota; Metazoa; Arthropoda; Branchiopoda; Diplostraca; Daphniidae
Product: retinol dehydrogenase 12-like
Exons: 7
Coding region: 200-1180 (326 amino acids)
Source: RefSeq, a predicted model, not a curated record